Molecule: messenger RNA, 1126 nt
Organism: Bactrocera tryoni
Lineage: Eukaryota; Metazoa; Arthropoda; Insecta; Diptera; Tephritidae
Exons: 2
Coding region: 61-1011 (316 amino acids)
Source: RefSeq, a predicted model, not a curated record
AAAGUAUAUGUAUGUUCAAACCUGAAUCGUAAGAAAAUAGUAAAAAAAAAAAUUAGAAGUAUGAAGUGCCACGAUUCAGAUGCUACUGAUACACAGUUUAACUUGUUUGCCAAAAAGAUAGCUGAAGAAUGUCGUGAUAUUGUGAAUGAUAAACCGCCGAUACCACCUUGCGAAAGGACUAAUCUAAAAACACCAACACUGCACACAUUUUGUAACCACAAUAUUAAUAUUCAAUACAAAUAUCAGAAUGACGACAAAAGUGGAAAGCCAAAACCGUGUGGAAUUUGUAUUAAGCUAGAUGAGAAGGGGAAGAAACACUCACCAUGUCCGCUUUGUACAAAAAAGGAAAUGUCACGCGAAGAGAAAUUGGCCGAAGCUAUUAAAUGCAUUUCUAGCCCUCUUCCCAGGUGGUUCAAUGAACCAGAACGUUGUGAUCCAAUGAGCGUGUGCUGUCGUAUGUUAGGAGGUAUCAAAAAAUGCCCUAGAAAGGAGGACCCGUGUUCGUGUCCAGAAUUAGAACCUCCAUGCAAGGUAGACAAAUUCGCUGUAAAUUAUCCUCCAAAUAAAUUAAUUUUGUCUUCUGGAUUGCAAAAAAAUACUAAAUGUAAACCAAAUUUUCGAUGUCAGGGGAUUGUGAGCACUGAUGAUUAUCAUACUUUCAAACCAAACUAUAAAAAUUUACCCUUGACUGAGAAAUUCUAUUCUAAAUAUGAACAUUUGGAAAACAUCGAUACUCCGGAAGUUAGGUACUAUCAGAAUGAAUUGGAAAAAAUCGAGAAUUACUUUCCUAGAAACGAAUUUUGUGUACCCCGUUAUACAAAUCAGAAUUAUGGUUGGUUGGAGAAUAAAACCAUGAGAAAUCUCGAGUUCUGUGAUGCUAAUCGUGUAAGCACACCAAAGGUUUUACAAAAUUUGAAGUCAUUCGAAAAUAGACGUUUUGAUCCCAUACAAUUGCAAUAUUGCCUAUGCCAUGAUAUGAUAAAGCAAAUGGAUCAUUGGAAAAUUGUUUGAGAUCGAUUAAAUUGAAAAAUGAAAACUCAUCACACAUUCUCAUAAACAUUAUUAAAAUGUAUAUAAAUUAAGUUGAUUUCAAUUAAAUAAAAUUAUGAACAUUUCUAUAUUGGGA